UCAUGCACGUCAACUCGACAGAAAAAAAUGUCUCAUAUUCCAAAAUUCAUUUGUGCUUUUGAAAUUAAUAAUUAAUACGCUUUAAGUUAACAAUUAUGGAUGUAUUAAAUUCGGAGUGUCCGAAAUUACCGUGGAUGAUAGAUUUUUAUUCUUCAGAAGAUGGAAAAGUGCUGAACAGCCAAUGCUCGGCGGCAUUUGCUGAAAACGGCUUGAGACAUUUAAGCAAUUUGAAUAUUAAAUCAAAAGCACCAAUAUUCCGAUCCACACAGCUGGUAUGUACAGUUCCUUUAAAGGCUACAUGCAAUACAAUAGAAGAGCUUAUGAUAAAUGGUAUGUCAGUAGCGAGGAUAUCAGCGCCCGGAAAUGACACAAAUAAACUACUUGAGUUGGUUACAAAAAUUCGAACAAUUUUAGAAGCAUACAGUAGAAAAAUAGGAAGAAUAUAUCCAUUAGCCUUUGCAUUAGACGUUAAAGGUCCGGAAAUCCGAACAGGACAGCUAGAGAAAAACAAAGAAGAAAUUUUCCUUCCCAAAGGUAAAGUGACCACACUAACAACUGACGAAGCCUAUGAAGAAUUUGUUAGUGAAGAUAUGAUUUUUGUUGACUACUCAAAACUUCCCGAAAUAGUGCAACCCGGUGACAAAGUUUUACUUGAGUAUGGCGAAUUACAUUUAUCAGCUAUUGAAGUUGCUGAAAGUAUAAUACGAUGUAUUGUUGAAAAAGCAGGGAGAUUUUUUAAUCGUUCUUCAGUUAUAGUUCCUAAUGCUCCUAUAGAUCUUCCUGUAGUAUCAGAUGAAGAUAAAAGUAUAAUUCAAAUGGCUUUAAAAUUAAACAUUGACUUUUUGAUGGUUUCUGGAAUUCAUAAUAGCCAGAAUAUUGCUGAUAUAAGGAAACUAGUAAGUGAAGAUGGAGAUAAAAUUAGCAUAAUAUCUAAAAUAGAGAACUCGUUGGCCGUAGAAAACAUUGACGAAAUUAUCGCCUGCUCAGAUGCCAUAUUUGUAGAUUGCGAACGCCUACUAGUAGAAAUUCCUAAGGAAAAGGUAUUUUUAGUCCAAAAAUCAAUACUGGCUAAAUGCAAUUUAAGCGGGGUUCCAGUAAUAUGUUCAACGAAUAUUAAUAACGUGGCAUCAUUAUCGAAAUCGGAAGUUUGUGAUAUUGCAAACAGUAUUAUUGAUGGAGCUGACGCCUUACUUAUACACCAAAACGUUUGCGCAAAGGAAAUUGUUAAAGAAGUGGCCGUUGUGUGUAAAGAAGCUGAACCUGCUGUAUAUCAGCGACAAAUCUUCAAUGAACUUAUUUACAAUAUACCAACACCAAAUGAAGCUAUUUAUUCAUUAUGCAUUUCCGCAGUUGAAGCCUCGUUAAAAUCUAGCGCAGCAGCGAUUAUUUGCUUAACUACUUCUGGUAGAACUGCAAAGGUACUUUCCAGAUUCAAACCUAGAUGUCCAAUAAUUACGAUAACAAGAUAUCCGCGAAUAGCAAGAUCUCUAAGAUUAAAUAAAGGAGUAGAACCGUUAAUAUACUUGAAGACCUUUGAUGGAAAUUGGAAUAAAGAUGUAGAUGAAAGGAUCCAACUCGGAAUAACGUAUGGAAAACACCUUGGAUAUAUUAGAAUGGGAGAUGCGGUAGUGACAGUAUCGGGAAGUAAACCAGAAGUAGGAUUGCCAAACAACAUCAAAGUCGUAUUUGCUUCCGAUUAUGAUACGCUAGUAAAAAGAAUGCGAUCUAAUUGAAAAAUUUUCUGUAUAUAUUUAAAAAAUUUUAGUAUAAAAAAUGAAAAAUUUCUGUAUAAAAAAUGAAAUAUACUUUAUAUCAUCAUAUUAAUAAAUAUCUAGAAUA
Molecule: messenger RNA, 1839 nt
Organism: Sitophilus oryzae (rice weevil)
Lineage: Eukaryota; Metazoa; Arthropoda; Insecta; Coleoptera; Curculionidae
Product: pyruvate kinase-like
Exons: 1
Coding region: 96-1733 (545 amino acids)
Biological process (GO): glycolytic process
Cellular component (GO): cytoplasm
Molecular function (GO): pyruvate kinase activity; potassium ion binding; magnesium ion binding
Source: RefSeq, a predicted model, not a curated record